AUGGCCGCCGCCGCCUCCAUCUCUCUAUCCCUCCACCUUCGUUUCCGCCCGCCCCUCCCUCCUCCACGCACCCCCCCGCGCCACGCCCCCUUCUCCUUGCUCUCCCCUUCCCUUCCUGCCCCCUGCCGCCUCCGCGUCGCUCCCGGCCGCCCCUCACCGUCCCCCUGGCGCCCCGACGUGCGGGCGCGCGCUGGAGGCACCAUCGGGGCGCCGCCUGCGCUUGCGCGCCCGGGCGGCGCCGUGGAGACGGACCGCCUCCCCUCCGACGUGCGGGACCGCGCCAUGGAGGCGGUCGACCACUUCGGCGGUCGCGUCACCAUAGGCGACGUCGCCUCUCGCGCUGGGCUGCAGCUCGCGCAGGCAGAGCGCGCGCUCCAAGCACUCGCCGCCGACACUGAAGGCUUCCUGGAGGUAUCGGAGGACGGGGAGGUGCUAUACGUCUUCCCAAAGGACUACAGGGCAAAGCUGGCUGGCAAAUCGUUUAGGAUGCGGGUCGAGCCUCUGGUUGACAAAGCCAAGCAAGUGGGUGCUUAUCUGGUACGUGUUUCAUUUGGCACUGCGCUCAUUGCCUCAAUUGUGCUGGUGUACACUACAAUCAUUGCCAUUCUCUCAAGCUCAAGUGAUGAAGAUAGUCGUGGUAGGCGGCGGAGAUCUUAUGGUUCUACUGUCAUCAUUCCAACAGAUAUGUUUUGGUACUUGGAUGCAGAUUAUUACAGAAGGCGUCGAGUAGAAAACGAAAAUGGGAUGAACUUUAUUGAAUCUGUAUUUUCGUUUGUGUUUGGGGAUGGUGAUCCAAACGACGGGCUUGAAGAGAAGCGGUGGAAGAUGAUUGGGCAGUACAUUUCAUCAAAUGGUGGAGUUGUCACAGCUGAAGAACUAGCACCGUUUCUUGAUGUGCCACCUCCAUCAGAAGAGUCCAAGGACGAUGAAUCAUUUGUUCUUCCAGUUCUUUUACGUUUCCAGGGACAUCCAGAAAUUGAUGAGCAGGGCAAUAUCCUGUAUCGAUUCCCAUCGCUGCAACGUACUGCUUCAUCAAAAAGUGGUAGGAGCAGGGAAUAUGUGGGUACCAAAUGGUCUGCAAUGUUUAGCGGAAUUGAAAAGUACUUAGAGGAGAAACCAUGGAAAUUCAGUAAAGCGAAUGCAUCAGAGAAGGCAAUGGUUGCUGGUUUGGGAGGACUCAAUCUCUUUGGUGUCAUCAUUCUUGGAAACUUGUUGAAGCAAAUGACAGUGACACCUGGUGGACUAAUCUCAUUUGUGGCACAGUUAUAUCCUUUGCUUCAGAUAUACGCUGGCUCCUUUUUUGCAAUACCUUUAUUUAGAUGGUUUCUGCUACGCAAGACCAACAAUGACAUUAGAAAGAGGAAUAAGGCAAGAGAACAACGAGCUCAGGAACUCGUGUCACCAGAUUCUUCUCUAAGAAGAAAGUUGCUCAGUGCACGCGAUAUGGCUGAACGGAAAGUAAUUACGCCGGAGGAGAUUGUCUAUACUACUGAAAAGGAUCUAUUGGAGCAGGAUUAUGAAGUCAAGGAGUGGGAGAGGAGAUUUAAGGAGCUUGAAUCAGAGUGA
Miscanthus lutarioriparius is the source of this 1566-nucleotide messenger RNA. Lineage: Eukaryota; Viridiplantae; Streptophyta; Magnoliopsida; Poales; Poaceae. The record is from the annotation of a GenBank genome assembly.